UGUCUGAGGCGCUUGUACCCCAGAUUCGACGCUUCCGGGGUGGGUGCAGUGUCAGCGGCACUCCGUUGCAUGUGAUUGCCCAUCCCCGAGCGGCCCACGUCUUCCCAGUUUCCCUACUGUAAACCUUUAUUGAACUUCCUUCGUCCUCUCAACGCUACCUGUAUUCCAUCCCGAUACACAUUCAUCGCUUUUCUUUCUUUCCUUUCAUCUCAGUCUCGAGGAUAUACCCAGUACAGUUUGCUACCAUGUCCAAGACAUUUACUCAGAGCGACGUUGCGUCGCAUAAUAAGGCCGACUCCCUCUGGAUCAUUGUCGACGGUGACGUCUACGAUCUCACCAAAUUUCAAGACGACCACCCAGGCGGCAAGAAGAUUCUCCAGCGGGUGGCAGGCAAGGAUGCAUCCAAGCAGUUUUGGAAAUACCACAACGAGGGUAUCCUCAAGAAAUACCAGAAGCAGUUACAGAUUGGCUCGUUAGACAGCAAGCCAAAGUCCGCCGCUCCGCCAGCGCCGACACCUGCCCCGAAGAAGGAGGCUCCCAAGCCAGAGGCCGCGGCGGCGGCCCCUACCGAGACAGCCGAGCCCCUCGAGCCAUUCGGCCAGCAAAUUCCUUUUGCCGACCCCAGCUGGUACCAGAGUUACCACUCCCCGUACUUCAACGAGACCCAUGCUGCCCUGCGCGCCGAGAUACGGGAAUGGAUUGAGACCGAAAUCGAGCCCAACGUCACCGAGUGGGACGAGAAGAAGCAGGUUCCUCCCGAAAUCUACAAGGAAAUGGGCCGUCGCGGGUAUCUAGCUGGUCUGCUGGGCACGAAGUACCAGAAGGACCAUACCAACAACGUCGUCAAAUCCGUCCCGCCUGAAAAGUGGGAUCUCUUCCACGAGAUGCUGAUCACGGACGAGCUCAGCCGCACCGGCUCGGGCGGUUUCGUCUGGAACGUUAUCGGUGGUUUCGGCAUUGGCUGCCCACCGCUCGUCAAGUUCGGCAAGAAGUCGCUCGUCGACCGCAUCCUUCCGAGCAUCCUCAACGGCGACAAGCGCAUCUGCCUGGCCAUCACGGAGCCCGACGCCGGCAGUGACGUAGCCAACCUGACCUGCGAGGCCAAGCUGAGCGAGGACGGCAAGCACUACAUUGUCAACGGCGAGAAGAAGUGGAUCACAAACGGCAUCUGGUGCGACUACUUCACCACGGCCGUGCGGACCGGCGGGCCCGGGAUGAACGGCGUAUCACUGCUGCUUAUCGAGCGCGACUUUGGCGGCGUCUCGACGCGCCGCAUGGACUGCCAGGGCGUGUGGUCGAGCGGGACCACGUACAUCACGUUUGAGGACGUCAAGGUGCCCGUCGAGAACCUGAUCGGCAAGGAGAACCAGGGGUUCCGGGUCAUCAUGACCAACUUCAAUCACGAGCGCAUCGGCAUCAUCAUCCAGUGCUUGCGCUUCUCGCGUGUGUGCUACGAGGAGUCGGUCAAGUACGCCAACAAGCGCAAGACUUUCGGCAAGAAGCUCAUCGACCAUCCCGUCAUCCGCCUCAAGCUGGCCCACAUGGCCCGCCAGAUCGAGGCCAGCUACAACUGGCUCGAGAAUCUUAUCUACCAGUGCCAGAAGAUGGGCGAGACCGAGGCCAUGCUGCGCCUGGGCGGGCCCAUUGCGGGUCUGAAGGCCCAGGCCACGGUGACGUUUGAGUUUUGCGCCCGCGAGGCCUCGCAGAUCUUUGGCGGCCUGUCGUACUCGCGCGGCGGCCAGGGCGGAAAAGUAGAACGCCUCUACCGCGACGUCCGCGCCUACGCCAUCCCCGGUGGCAGCGAGGAGAUUAUGCUUGACCUUAGCAUCAGGCAGAGCAUGAGGGUGGCUAAGGCGCUGGGUAUGAAGCUGUAAUCUAUGUUUUCUUUUCUAGGUGUGUCGGGGCUUGAGGCUAGGUUGUAAGACAAGACAAGAUAGGGAAGUUGGGCUUCUAGGAUAUGGCGAGGAGACGAAUGUUGUAUAUCCGAUUUCCUAACUGGGUGGCGUUCAUCUUCAAUCUUUGUCUUUGAUAGGUGCUUGUUGGCAGCCUUUCGUGUGCAACUUUUAUUCUGUAUGAAGAACGUUAGCUAUCCUUUAGGAAUAGCAUCGUCGAUCAGACGGACCGGCGCAGCGAAUAAGCGAUGUAGUAUGCCCAAGAUGC
Messenger RNA from Canariomyces notabilis, 2160 nucleotides. RefSeq names its product acyl-CoA dehydrogenase NM domain-like protein. Gene Ontology annotation, molecular function: flavin adenine dinucleotide binding; acyl-CoA dehydrogenase activity. Gene Ontology annotation, cellular component: cytoplasm. The coding region runs from base 246 to 1874 and encodes 542 amino acids. The record is from RefSeq and is a predicted model, not a curated record. The transcript has 3 exons. Lineage: Eukaryota; Fungi; Ascomycota; Sordariomycetes; Sordariales; Chaetomiaceae. Gene Ontology annotation, biological process: fatty acid beta-oxidation using acyl-CoA dehydrogenase.